Molecule: messenger RNA, 327 nt
Organism: Seminavis robusta
Lineage: Eukaryota; Bacillariophyta; Bacillariophyceae; Naviculales; Naviculaceae
Source: the annotation of a GenBank genome assembly
AUGGACUAUGAAUCAACUGGAAGCGAAGGCAGUGAUAACAACACUGCCCUCGCAGAUUGCUUUAAACAAGAUGGCAGCAUUGAUAUCGCAAAGUACAGUCACUAUGCUAGAGAACAAGACGCAUUAGAUGAUAAGGAAGACAAUUACCUACUGGGAAUGGGCAAUAUUGCCUCUGAAGAUGACGAAGAAGGAACAACAGCGGCAGCAACUGCAGCAACAGGAGGAAGCAGGAAACGUCGUGUUAAAUCUCUGAAACCAUAUUUCUUCGAUGAAGAAGGGAAGAAAGUAACUCUGGCACCCAGGCAGACAUUCUGGUACAUGAUGUAG